AUGGGUUCCGUCGAGCAUCUGCAGCGGGCCCACCCUCCAAACCCAUCCAUCUCCCUGCACAGGAAUGUGGUGUCGUAUGCCGAUGGCCCGAGGGGCAACUCAACAGGGCGCCUGCUGUUCUAUCUCACCACCCUGGAUGCAACAGCAUAUGACGCGCAAGCCAACGCUUCGGCCAUGCUGACGGUGUCCGAGGCGCAGCUGCCGGGCAGCUGCCGUGGGCUGGAUGCGGAGGACCCCCCUUGCGCCAAGAUCUCCAUCUUGGGGGAGCUUCACCGUGUACCUGCGUCCGAGGAGGGAGCUGCACGGGAUUGGCCUGCUGGCCACGAAUUUCACAUGUACGAGCUCUUCAUCCAGCAGAUCCAGCUACUGGCCUGGUAUGGCGGCCCUCGCCAGAUCACCCCCCAGGACUACUUUGGUGUCCAGCUGUGA
Molecule: messenger RNA, 429 nt
Organism: Auxenochlorella protothecoides
Lineage: Eukaryota; Viridiplantae; Chlorophyta; Trebouxiophyceae; Chlorellales; Chlorellaceae
Product: Protein CREG1
Exons: 3
Coding region: 1-429 (142 amino acids)
Source: RefSeq, a predicted model, not a curated record